Molecule: messenger RNA, 2151 nt
Organism: Perca fluviatilis (European perch)
Lineage: Eukaryota; Metazoa; Chordata; Actinopteri; Perciformes; Percidae
Gene: scfd1
Product: sec1 family domain containing 1
Exons: 24
Coding region: 101-1825 (574 amino acids)
Biological process (GO): intracellular protein transport; endoplasmic reticulum to Golgi vesicle-mediated transport
Cellular component (GO): Golgi membrane; cytosol
Molecular function (GO): syntaxin binding
Source: RefSeq, a predicted model, not a curated record
UCUCUGGAACCUGCGGCGGAGUGAUACCUCUUCGUUCUUUCCGCCUCUCUGACGGGCUGCGGCCACGUCAUCAGACGCUCCGUCACCAACAACAUCCAACAUGGCGGCGUCUGUCCGGGAGAAGCAGACAGUCGCUCUGAAGCGAAUGCUGAACUUCAACGCUCCUCCUCUGAAGAACACAGCAGCGGAGCCAGUAUGGAAGGUACAACACUCUUGUAAUACUGACCGGUUCGGCCAAGACAUCAUCUCCCCUCUGCUGUCGGUCAAAGAGCUGAGAGACAUGGGCAUCACCCUGCACCUUCUGCUUCCACUCGACAAGAAUCCCAUCCAUUCCAGUCUCAUCCCCCGGGAGCCCCACAGAAAAACAUUGACAGAAUAUGACACAGGAUGUUUAGACCUGAGGAACCAGCUGUACGAGUUGUACUAUCUGAACUUCAUCUCUGCCAUCAGCAGAAGUAAACUCGAGGACAUCGCCAGCGCUGCUCUGGCUGCCAACGCGGUCACCCAAGUUACCAAGGUUUAUGAUCAGUACCUCAACUUCAUCACUCUGGAAGACGACAUGUUCACCCUCUGCCAUCAAAACAAGGAGCUCAUCUCGUACCACGCGAUCAACCGAGCAGACAUCCAGGACACAGAGAUGGAGGCCAUCAUGGACACGGUCGUGGACAGCCUCUUCUGUUUCUUCGUCACGCUGGGCGCGGUGCCGAUCAUUCGCUGUCCCCGUGGAAACGCAGCAGAGAUGGUUGCCGGGAAGUUGGAUAAGAAGCUGCGCGAGAACCUGCGGGACGCCAGAAACAGCCUCUUCACCGGAGACAACAUGGCCGCCGGACAGUUCAGACUUUCCAAAAUGUUAGCGGACCGAAUGGAUCAGACUCUGAUGAAUAAGAAGCUCAUUGAUUGGUUAGAAGUUGAGCGUGUGUUGGUGUUGUGUUCCAGUCCGUUCCCAGAGGUGGCCGAGUCGGUCCAGCAGGAGCUGGACUCUUACAGGGCUCAGGAGGACGAGGUCAAACACCUGAAGAGCAUCAUGGGUUUAGAGGGAGAGGAUGAAGGAGCCAUCAGCAUGCUGUCAGACAACACAGCCAAGCUCACCUCUGCUGUCAGCUCUCUGCCCGAGCUGCUGGAGAAGAAAAGGCUGAUCGACCUGCACACAAACGUGGCCACAGCCGUCCUGGACCACAUCAAGGUACAAACACAACACACACAGAGUUUAUUCACAUUAUAUUGCACUUUUCAAACUGGGACCCCAGAAGACAAAAUGAGACUCUUCCUCAUCUACUACAUCACUGCUCAGCAGGCUCCUUCAGAGUCGGACUUGGAGCAGUAUAAGACGGCGCUGCUGGACGCCGGCUGCGACCUUUCACCUCUCAACUACAUCAAACAGUGGAAGGCGUUUACCAAGAUGGCCGCCACCCCGGCCAACUACGGCAACAGUGGAGUCAAACCUAUGGGCCUGUUCUCCAGAGUGAUGAACACCGGCUCCCAGUUCGUCAUGGAGGGAGUGAAGAACCUGGUGCUCAAACAACAUAACCUUCCAGUCACUCGGAUCCUGGACAACCUGAUGGAGAUGAAGUCAAACCCUGAAACGGACGACUAUCGAUACUUCGACCCAAAGAUGCUCCGAGGCAGCGAGAGCUCAAUUCCCAGGAACAAGAACCCGUUUCAGGAGGCCAUCGUGUUCGUGGUGGGAGGAGGAAACUACAUCGAGUACCAGAACCUGGUGGAUUACGCCAAGUUCAAACAGGGGAAGAAGGUGGUUUACGGCUGCAGUGAACUCUCCAACGCUGCUCAGUUCACCAAGCAGCUCUCCCAACUCGGCCAAAAGUAACAAGAACUCCGACAAUAUGUGAACCUCUCUCUCUGUCUCUCUCUCUGUCUCUCUCUCUCUCUGUCUCUCUCUCCCCCCCUCUCUCUCUCUGUCUCUCUCUGUCUCUCUCUCUCUCUGUCUCUCUCUCUCUCUCUCUCUCUCUCUGUCUCUCUCUCUCUGUCUCUCUCUCUCUCUCUGUCUCUCUCUCUCUCUCUCUCUCCAUCGUGGCUGACCUCUUUCAAUAUUCCAGUUUUUUGUAACUCUUCUUCUGUAAAUUGACAGUUCCUGUCUUCAUUGUAAUUUCUGUCUCUUCCACUCAGUACUAAUAAAGUUUAAUGAGAACUCAA